AUGAUGACGGGAACAAAUGUCCAGUUUGGAACAGUUGUUGGUGCUAUAAUAGCAAUGCCAUCCCUAUUUGGACAGUUGUCCCUUUGGUGGCACAUUUAUUUGCUCGAAUUGGUCAUACUUUUAGUCGUACUAGCAGCUCUACCAUUUAUGCCUGAAAGUCCGGGAUAUUUGAUGUCCUGCAACAAUGACAGCGAAGCUCGCAAAUCAAUCAAAUUUUUCUGGAACUGUCCAGAUGACGAGAUUGAUUCGCUUUUGUUAGAAAUCAAAGCAAACAUGAAGCAGUCGGCCGCAUCAAUGUCUCUGCUAGAUGUCUGGAAGAACAGGACGACCAGACGUGGUGCCAUAGUAGGCAUAGUGGUGUGCUUUGCAAUGGCAUUCACUGGCAUUGCU
Gongylonema pulchrum is the source of this 390-nucleotide messenger RNA. The record is from the annotation of a GenBank genome assembly. NCBI's taxonomy places the organism in Eukaryota, Metazoa, Nematoda, Chromadorea, Rhabditida, Gongylonematidae.